This is a messenger RNA of Aedes aegypti (yellow fever mosquito), 6449 nucleotides long. RefSeq names its product diacylglycerol kinase 1 (gene Dgk). Gene Ontology annotation, molecular function: calcium ion binding; ATP-dependent diacylglycerol kinase activity. Lineage: Eukaryota; Metazoa; Arthropoda; Insecta; Diptera; Culicidae. The record is from RefSeq and is a predicted model, not a curated record. Bases 2499 to 5843 code for a protein of 1114 amino acids. Gene Ontology annotation, cellular component: plasma membrane. The transcript has 21 exons. Gene Ontology annotation, biological process: lipid phosphorylation; intracellular signal transduction; diacylglycerol metabolic process.
GGAGAAGAAAAAUCCUCCACGCCAUAUGACGGUGAUUUCCAGCUUUCGAUUCAGUUCGGUUCGGAUUCUCGCCGCGAUCGGAGUUGGAAAAACCUUUGGGAAAAGCUCCAGAAACCGCACUAAGGUGUUGGACCGACCAAAUAGUGAGGAGUGUGAGUGAAAGUGAAAAAGUGAAAAUCAAGGUUGGAACCGUGACUAGUGUGUGGAGUGAGGGAGAACCAGAAGCGGAAAAAGGGGAGUGGGGUUUUGGUGGUGCGAAGAAUCGGUACUUCCGGUUGUGUCAACACCAUCAUAGGCAAGUUGACUAACGGACCGUUGCUGUGAAGCACUGGGGAUAACGAAGCGCACGGUUUCGCGCUCGGUGGAAUAUUGUUGGAAUAGUGCAAGCGUCCCGUCGAAGAAGGAUAAUAACUGAAUCGUUGAUGUUCAUCACCGCAUGAGUUGGCCAUCCCCGCCACGCGCACACCUUUCUUGCUUCGAUUGAUUGAGAUCCCUCUUUUGGCCAUUGGGGGGAGGUUCGUCACGGCUUUUGUGAAGCAACGAGGAACAACGUUGGCGCGAGGAGGCAGUCAUCAGUGAGCCUGUCCAUCGCAUUGUGUCUAGUGGAAUCCAUUCAUAAAUAUCAACCAUAUCCCCAAGAUGCAUCCAAACUCGUUAAUUGGCACAUCGCGUGCCAAAACGUCAACGUGCGUGCCGUAUCCUGAACAGUGAAGAUUCCAGAUUUCACACUACGCCGUCUCUACAUGAGCGUUAUCAUCUCUCCACGCGAUAAAGACGUUACUCACUCGUGAGAAACCCCUCCAUCCGUUUUUUGAUUGCUGAGUGGCACCAAUAACGCUCGUGAGAUUCACGCACACGUGUGGCAAGAGAAAGAGUUCUGUAGCACCAAAGCCAACCAUUUCUCACGAAGACGAGAGUAACGGACUCCAGUGCACGGUGUGCACGAAGACGGAUGCCAAAAACGCUGAAGGAACCAUCUAGUGCAGAAUUGUCCGUUCCGUAGUUAGUGUCGUGAUCCCGGAGUGUGAAGUCGUGUUCGCAAUUGCACAGCUGGCCAAAGUACCAGUAUCUAGAAGGAAAGUGUCAGUCAGUGAACCAGUAGGAGAUGCCCACUUAGUCUGAAGAACAGAAGAUUCCUCUCAAGUGACAAGUGUGUAGGUGCUGUGGGCAAGUGUAAUCUACGGUCGUAAUUGAAAUAUUUGUCCGUAAUAAAUUGAAGAUAGAAGGCGGCUCGCGACCCGUCCGGCGUUCGUGCGUGUGUUUCAUGUUCCAAUUGUGGGUGGGGUGUCAGUAGUAGCAGAGGAGUGUGUCAGUGAUCUUCAUUCGCGGUGUCAGUUGAAGGAAGAAGAUAACCGAGAGAAGAUUUUUGGAACCGUCCGUCGACGGCUGGGUGGUGGAUGACCCAUAAUGGGUUAUUUGGGCAAUCUAGGUGGCCAAAAGUGUUUCGCGACGUUUUUCACAUUCUUUGAGUGCAGUUAGUAGCGGAGCACGUUUCGAACGGUAUUUUGAUGGAUCACGCGUGACUUACACGCUUAAAACUAAUAACUGAUCCGUCAAACAUCCCACAGUGCACCAGUAUGUUGAAGAUUAUGGUGGCGUCGGUUCGGAUGAAAAUAUAAAAUUGCUUUCGGGGUUCCGAAAUUUGCGAGAUAAUAGUCGCCGACUGCCGAAACAAAAGCGCCGCAGCACCCGCCCGAGAAAAAAAAAAGUGAAAUACGCUGCGCCAAUCUGAAAGAAAGCGAACCGUGCGGUGAAAUUUCACAGCUGUGUGAAUUAAAGUUACGAUCGUAUAUCAAAGUGCAAAAAUUCGAUAUCGUUUUUUUCCUGUGGGGGAACGAAUCUCGUCCGUUUGAAAUGUGAUGUUUGGGUGUUUUGUGCGGUACAGAAAGAGAAAUGAAGCAAAUUUGCGAGUUCUGCAUUUUACUGCGAUUUGAAUUGUGAAGUGUGUUUGGACCGUUGGGGUUGGAUUCCUGAUCAGAAACAGAAUAUUCUAGGUUCCUGGUAUUUGUACAGCUCGAAGGCAGUGAAGUCGUGACCAAAUCCUAAAUUGACCAUCAACCGAAACUGAACGAGAUUAGCAUCCACCUACAGCGCAGAAUAUUCCGUGAAUUGUGUCGGAACGGUGUAAUUCUUCUGAGGUCUCACCACAACGUCAGCAGCUAUGUGCAAGUGAAAAGUAAAACCCCUUCAGUUUUGUUUGUGAGAAGCGCGCUCUGAAACGAAGAUUCUCUAGAGAAGGUGCAACGGUGAGACAAGUGGGGAUUUGUUUUUCCAGCUUCACCGACACGCGACACCGCAAUUCGUGGGUUUCGCUGUUUCAGCUGAGCUCAGAGACAGGUAUCUGUUUCCCGGUUCUUGGUAGAAGUGGGUGGCUGCAAAACCGCAUGAGCGCAAACCAGAAGCCGUAAGCAAGGAACAGCGAGAUUCGAGAGAAAUUUCGUGAAAUAUUAGAACCACAUCGUCGCGAAAGGAAAAUAACUACAGAAGAACAUCCGGAAAUGGCAGCCACAGUUCCCAAAUGGGAAAAGCUUUCGCCAAGUGAAUUCCAACAGCUGCAGGACCUCGCCUCAUAUUCCACCAAAAAGCUCCAAAAUGUACUGCAGGAAUUCUGCUCCCCAACGACACCGUCAGCGUCUCGAUUUCAUCCGGAUGGGGACGUCGACUACGAGGGUUUCCGUAAGUUUCUGGACGCGUUCCUCGACUGCGAAACGCCGGAGGAACUGACGCGGCACCUGUUCAUAUCAUUCCUGAAGCCGGCCCUGUAUCAGGCCCAGCACAGCAGCCAUGGCAAGGCGCUCAGCCAGAUGGCGGCGAUCAGCAGUAAUGCCGCCUGCGCGCCGGUCACGUCUCACAAUCGAGGGUCGAUUCCCAACCUGAACAACAUUAUCGACCUGCCCACUCCGCAGCCUUCGCAGGAAUCGCAGCGCAACAGUUUCGUCGAUCGGAUACAGCACGGCAUCGCGGACAAGCUUCAAUCGCUGGGCCACUUGGGACAUGGCGACACCAGCGAUGGGAGCAGGCAGGGGAAAAGCGGAACAGUGCACCCGAUGUUGACGGUUACGCCGAGCCCGAUGGGAGGCAGCACCUCGAUUCUGCCGGCACCGUUCCGAAGGUCGGCCGAUUCGAGUCCAUCGCACAGCCACAGUCACAGCCACUCGCAGAUUUCCCGGAACUCGUCCCGCAAGAGCAACAAUUCCGUCAACUGUCGGAUAGAAGACAUUCGGUUACUUCCCCGAAAGCAAUCCUAUUUGGACCCGAUGCUGUUCAAGGUGCCACUGAAAGACGUCGUGUGCUAUCUCUCGCUGCUGGAAGCCGGCCGACCGGAGGACAAGUUGGAGUUCAUGUUCCGGCUGUACGACACCGAUGGCAACGGAGUCCUGGACACAACCGAAACGGACGCCAUCGUCAAUCAAAUGAUGUCAGUGGCAGAGUACCUCGGCUGGGAUGUGUCCGAACUGAGGCCGAUUCUGCAAGACAUGAUGACCGAAAUUGAUUACGACGGCGAUGGGUGCGUUUCGUUGGAGGAAUGGCAGCGGGGAGGCUUGACCACCAUUCCACUGCUGGUGCUGUUAGGUGUCGAUAAUACUCUCAAAGAGGACGGCUACCACGUGUGGCGACUGAAACACUUCAGCAAGCCGGCUUACUGCAAUAUGUGCCUCAACAUGCUGGUCGGACUGGGCAAGAAAGGACUCUGCUGUGUCCUGUGCAAAUACACGGUCCACGAGCGGUGCGUCCAGCGUGCCCCGGCUUCCUGCAUCGCCACCUACGUCAAGUCGAAGAAAUCGAAGGCCAGUUCCGUGUUUCAGCACCACUGGGUCGAGGGCAACUGCUACGGGCGGUGUUCCAAGUGCCGGAAGCGGAUCAAAGCGUACAACGGCAUCACCGGACUGACCUGCCGCUGGUGUCGGAUGAUGCUUCACAACAAAUGUGCCUCUCUGGUAAAAGCGGAAUGCUCUUUGGGUGAGUUUGCCAACAUGGUGCUUCCGCCAACAGUAAUAUGUCCUGCAGUUCUCGACCGACAGAAAUCCAUCAACUACACCACCAGCCGAGGCAAGAACGUCCCUUCAACGAUUCACUUCCAAAUCACCGCCACUGAAAACAUCUGUCCCCUGUUGGUGUUCAUCAACCCUAAAAGUGGUGGCCGUCAAGGUGAUCGAAUCCUGCGGAAGUUCCAGUACCUGUUGAACCCACGGCAAGUGUACGAUUUGUCCAAGGGAGGCCCGCUGGAGGGGUUGACCAUGUUCAAAGAUGUUCCCAACUUCAUGGUGAUAUGCUGCGGAGGCGAUGGCACUGUUGGGUGGGUUCUGGAAGCGAUGGAUUCCAUUGAAUUACAGUGCCAGCCAUCGGUAGGGGUGAUUCCUUUGGGGACGGGGAAUGACUUGGCCAGGUGUCUGAGGUGGGGUGGUGGCUACGAGGGGGAAAGUAUUCCCAAGAUAUUGGAUAAGAUUCAACGGUCUUCGGUAGUGAUGCUUGAUCGGUGGAGCAUAGAAGUCAAGAACCAUCCGACGAUCAUUGAAGAUACGCCGAUAAUUCCGACUCAUAAGGUACUACAGGUAACCCUUUCGGAGAAUGUACAAAAAGUGAUAGAACUCUCGCAUAGGAUAAUAGUGGAAAAAUCUGUGAUUCAAUCGUACGACGAAAGCAAAAAUAGUACAAAAACUACGGAGAUAUCGAUAGAGAACACAAAACGAGUCGUUCUGAGUGACAAUAAUGGCACAGCCACGACAAUGCACCAACACCAGCACCAAGAGUUGGCCACGGCCACGAUGACAACGUCGUUGUCCUGCUCCUCGUCGAAGGAAAUUACUCAGCAAACAACCAACACGACCAGCAACGGGGACAUUGGCAGGACUCUGGCAUCACACUCGGAAACAGUCGUUAAUGGCACCAGCCAGUGUGAAGCGGAAGUCAUCAAUGGUGACCACUCGCCUUCCCUUUCCGCUUCCAGUGGUGGUGAGCAUAAAGACAUCGACGGAAACGACGAUAAGACACGUGCUGUUACCCAACAUCAUAAUAAUCACAACCAUUCGGACGGAGCGAAACCGGAAGAGGAGGACGACGAGAAACCGGAAGAAACCCCAGCGGUUCCGCAAGUCAAGGAGAAAAUUGUUGACCUGCCCAAGCUGAUAAAGCCACAAGCCGCGUCGGAAUUCACCGUGCCCUAUAACAUUGUCAACAACUACUUCUCCGUGGGUGUGGACGCUGCCAUCUGUGUGAAAUUCCAUCUGGAGCGCGAGAAAAAUCCACACAAGUUCAACAGCCGGAUGAAGAACAAGCUGUGGUAUUUCGAGUACGCCACGUCGGAAACGUUCGCCGCAUCGUGCAAAAAUCUGCACGAAAGUCUGGAAAUUGUGUGUGACGGAGUCUCACUGGAGCUUGCCAACGGUCCCCAGCUGCAGGGCAUAGCUCUGCUCAACAUCCCGUACACCCACGGCGGAUCGAACCUGUGGGGCGAAAAUCUGUCCCAGAAGCGAAUGCGCAAGGGCCCGUUUCGGAAAAAGCUGAAAAACUCCGACAAAGAGCUGUCCGCCAACAGUUUCAACUCGGUCGAUCUGUCGAUUGCCAUUCAAGACAUUGGUGACCGACGGAUAGAGGUUAUUGGAUUGGAAAAUUGUCUGCACAUGGGUCAGGUGCGGACUGGGCUGAGGGCUUCGGGUCGACGGUUGGCCCAGUGCAGCGAAGUGGUCCUGACAACGAAGAAAACCUUUCCGAUGCAGAUCGACGGCGAACCAUGGAUGCAGGGACCAUGCACGAUACGACUCACCCACAAAAACCAGGUGCCCAUGCUGAUGGGGCCUCGCUCGGAGAAGACCGGUGGCUUUUUCAACUUCCUGAAAAGAUGACUAUCGAAGAAGCCCGACACGGACACUCCCUCGAACGAAGGCUAGCCAAAUGCCAGCCUCUCGGACGCGUAACGAUGACGACGACGCUGAACAGAGAGGGCGGCAGCACAUCCGGAUUGGGCUUCGACGGUAACAAAAGAAAAACCGGGGGUCAAACCUCCGGACGAAACGACAUAGCUUUAACACGGAACCAAAUAAAUCAAACCAACCACACAAAACGGUAGCGUGCUGAAUAGUGCUACUUUUUACACCUACACUACAUGGGAAGCUCCGUCUGAAACCGGACGAGCGAUGGCAAAAUAUCCGUACAGACAGUUCCUGCUGGAUUUAUUCAAACCAACUUUAUACUAUUCAUAUGGGAUAGGAGCCGUAGCUUUUCCUACCAGCAUUUACACCGAGCACACACACGAAUGCCCUCCCGUACACAUCUGUAUGAUAUAUAUCCUAGCUUUAGUAGAGACGACUUAAUUAAGGAGCACGAUUUCGUAUCGAAAUUCGUUACUAUAUGGAUAUCCUAGAUUUAAAAAGUUUUAAAAGUGGUAUAGGAAACAGGAGGGAAGGUGCUUAUGUAAGCAAAGGAUUUCAUAAAACUCAAAACUAAUUCGA